CAAAAGGAGAAAAAAAAAAAAAAAGAAAGAAAAGAAGAAAAUACCGCAAACUUAAACCCUAAUUCUGCCACCUAAAACCCUCGGACGAUUUAGGAAUUAGGAGUCAAAUAGUGUUCCUCCGCCCCCAAAGCACGUGCGCCACCCCUUCUGUCCGCCGUUCACCGCCGCUCCUGGCUGUCUGCCUCAAUUCCGAAUGGAUAUCGACGGUGAUACCGAUGAAGCUUCAAGGCGGGUUCAGGUGCGGUUUGUGACGAAGCUGAAACCUCCAUACAAAGCACCACCAACCUCCAUUACCAUUCCUUCCAACCUCACCCGAUUGGGUCUCUCCACUAUCGUCAAUAGUCUCCUUAAAGCUGGAAAUGAUGAUUGGAAGACUGAAGCUUUCGAUUUUCUUAUUGAUGGGGAGCUUGUUCGGAUGUCCUUGGAGGAGUUUCUAAUUGCCAAAAGUAUCUCAGCUGAGAAAAUUCUCGAGAUUGAAUACAUCAAGGCCGUGGUCCCAAGAAAAGAAGAGGAGCCUUCUCUGCAUGAUGAUUGGGUUAGUGCGGUUGAUGGUUCAAGUUCCAAGUUCAUUUUGACUGGGUGCUAUGAUGGUUUGGGGAGGAUAUGGAAAGCGGCAGGAUUGUGUACACACAUCCUGGCGGGGCACACUGGUGCCAUAAAUUCUGUGUGUGUCGUCAAGCAUGAAGCUGAAAGUCGCGUUGAUCAAGUGGUAGCCACUGCUUCUAAAGAUAUGACGUUGAGGUUGUUUAAGGUUGAUGCAGACGAGUCCCUUAAUCAACCAAAGAGGGUUCAAGCAUUUAAGAGUUUGCACGGACAUAGUGCUUCUGUUCAAUGCAUUGCUGCUGAGCCUUCCGGCAAUCAGAUUUGUUCAGGUUCUUGGGAUUCUAGGAUUAAUUUAUGGCAGACUAAUGAAACUAGUUCUGAAGGAGAUGCUAUUUAUGUCAAGAAGAGGAAAAAAGAAGGACAAGAGGAAUUGCAGAAAAAGGAGGAUGCAAUAUCUACACUUGUAGGGCACACACAAGUUGUCUCUGCAGUUGUCUGGCCGCAGCGUGAAUCUAUAUAUUCUGCUUCAUGGGAUCAUUCGAUCAGAAGAUGGGAUGUUGAAACAGGAAAAGAUUCAAUGAACAUGUUUUGUGGGAAAGCAUUCAACUGUUUGGAUGUUGGAGGUGAAGGUUCCUGUCUGCUAGCUGCUGGCGGGUCAGACCCUAUUCUUCGUAUAUGGGAUCCUAGAAAACCAGGUACUUUGGCCCCUACCUUUCAGUUCUCCUCUCACACUUCAUGGAUAUCUAGCUGCAAGUGGCACGAUAAAUCAUGGUAUCACUUGGUGUCAGCAUCUUAUGAUGGGAAAGUUAUGCUAUGGGAUCUGAGAACCGCGUGGCCUCUGGCUGUUAUCGAUUCACACAAAGAUGAUAAGGUCUUAUGUGCCGACUGGUGGAGAGGUGACUGCGUUGUAAGUGGUGGAGCUGACUCCAAGCUUUGCAUAUCAGCUGACAUUCCUAUCAUUUGAUCGUCCCCGUUCCUUUUCAAACCAACCCCACAUUGUAAUAGCAAAGGGUUCAAAAGAAAACAAAAUGCCUUGUAGUUUAUACUACUGCUAAUAUUAGUGAACAGAAAUUAAAGUGAUGAAUGAAAUUAUGUUAUUUUUGCUUUAAUACUGUCUUCAACUACUC
This is a messenger RNA of Oldenlandia corymbosa var. corymbosa, 1670 nucleotides long. The record is from the annotation of a GenBank genome assembly. NCBI's taxonomy places the organism in Eukaryota, Viridiplantae, Streptophyta, Magnoliopsida, Gentianales, Rubiaceae.